Molecule: messenger RNA, 1594 nt
Organism: Gasterosteus aculeatus aculeatus (three-spined stickleback)
Lineage: Eukaryota; Metazoa; Chordata; Actinopteri; Perciformes; Gasterosteidae
Gene: irf1b
Product: interferon regulatory factor 1b
Biological process (GO): immune system process; regulation of transcription by RNA polymerase II
Cellular component (GO): nucleus
Molecular function (GO): DNA-binding transcription factor activity, RNA polymerase II-specific; RNA polymerase II cis-regulatory region sequence-specific DNA binding
Source: RefSeq, a predicted model, not a curated record
GAGACGCGAGACGCCUCACAGUCCCGAUCGAGACGCGUCUCCAGGUGCCGAGAGCAGAGAGCAGGAGAAUCUCCCCCGGAACCAACUCCAAACAAGCGGAGUGUUUUUGUGCUAUUUUCCCUCUUUACGGAUCACAUAAACAAACUCAUUCCGUCCAACAUGCCGGUGGAAAGGAUGAGGAUGAAGCCGUGGAUCGAGAAGAAGAUCGAGUCCAACUCCAUCUCGGGCCUGAGCUGGGUGGACAAGGAUAAGAAGAUAUUCUCCAUCCCCUGGAAGCACGCAGCUCGCCACGGCUGGGAGAUGGAGAAGGACGCCGUCCUGUUCAAACAGUGGGCCAUCCACACAGGGAAACACGUGGAGGGCCAGGAGUGUGACCCAAAGACGUGGAAAGCAAACUUCCGCUGUGCGAUGAACUCGCUGCCCGACAUCGAGGAGGUGAAAGAAAAGAGCGUCCACAAAGGCCACCAAGCUGUGCGCGUGUUCCGGAUGCUGCCCGCCACCCCCAAAUCUAGAGAUAAACGAUGCAAAGCAAAGGAAACAAAGGCCAGGAGGAAGAACUCAAGGAUCAAGAAGGAGGAAGACGAGGAGUACAGCGACGUCGUCAUGCACGAGUCGAUGCAGCAGAGCGCCCCGUCCACUCAGGAGAACACGGUGGACAGCACGGUGCCCACUGACACGCUAGUUUUCCCCCUUUGGCCGCUGUCCGAAGUCCCCGACUGGAGUUGCUCGUUGGAAAUCGAGUCGGCCUUUCCAAACUACUGCAGCCACCAAUUCGAAGUGUCCCCCGAGCACAGCUCCGACUACGACUACACCGAGAACAUUGUCCAGAUUUGUCAGCAACUAGAGAAAGACCCACACUGCAGGAUGGGGAGCUUGGACGGCACAGGGUUCCUGAGCAAUGAAGCAUGCACCAGUCCAGGCAGCCACUGGAGUGAAUCGUCCUCAGUCGACGAGCUAGAGGAGACGCCGCAGUACCUGACCCUGGGCACGGACAUGGCGCCGGCCACGGACAACAUAUGGAGGAGCUUUCAGCAGUCGUGAGGGGUCUUCAGCAGAAGGGACAGAAGCGCGCUGUUUGAUACUCAAGGACUUUUAAAAAAAAAAAGAGCUCACCCUGUCCUCCCAAUCGUCCCCGCUGACUGAGGCCGCGUGGUCGAGCGGAGUGCGCCGUGGAGCGGUCGCCGUCCGGACCCUCGGUCCGAAGUCUCCGCCGCAGCAGAGGGACGCUCUCUGCGCACUUCUGAUGUUUUUGGCUGGUUCAAGGCAUUUCUGAUACUCGGUCUCUCUACAUAGCGAUUGGUUGUAUAUUAUGCUCAUACUUACCUGCCGGGUGGACGUUUUACUUUACUUUACAUUACAUUGGACGUUUUACCCCCCAAUACAGAUACAAGCUACAUAAUCGGUGCGCUAGUCGUCAUAUAGUCUGGUAGUAACACACAUGGUAUCGUUUCUUUCUGUUUUGUGUACAUACGUUUUAGUUUAGUUCAGAAAAGCUUCUUAACUUCUGGUAAAAGCUGCACUUCAGUCAAUAUAUGUAUAUAAAAAGGUUUCUGUCUGUUUGUGGUUUUGUAAAAUAAAUCAAAAUGUGAACAAA